This is a messenger RNA of Penicillium brevicompactum, 273 nucleotides long. RefSeq lists its product as uncharacterized. The coding region runs from base 1 to 273 and encodes 90 amino acids. The transcript has a single exon. NCBI's taxonomy places the organism in Eukaryota, Fungi, Ascomycota, Eurotiomycetes, Eurotiales, Aspergillaceae. The record is from RefSeq and is a predicted model, not a curated record.
AUGGUUUUCACCGAGAUUGCAAGGCCACUGCAGUCACUUUCGGGCAAUAUUCUGCGGAAAGAUAGCAAGAAGCCAAUUGAAAAUGUCAAGUCGUCUGCGAAUCACGGCCCGAGCAAGCGGGCUGACACCUCGAUGGUCAGGUACGUUGAUCUGAGCCCGCGGAAAUUCUGCAAGAUGGCGAAUCAGCUGCAAGUUGCAGGUGUUCACUGCGUGCCAGAGCGCCGAGCGACCGGCGCAGUCAAGCCAUUCGGGCCGAAUGUCUUCAUGCGAUAA